Molecule: messenger RNA, 3622 nt
Organism: Haliotis rufescens (red abalone)
Lineage: Eukaryota; Metazoa; Mollusca; Gastropoda; Lepetellida; Haliotidae
Exons: 10
Coding region: 79-2220 (713 amino acids)
Source: RefSeq, a predicted model, not a curated record
ACAUCCUUACUUUCCUCGACAUCUCGUCUGUCCGGCUGUACCUCGCUGACUCGCGGCCAUGCACGGCGGAGCGGGAAAAUGACCGAAACGAAGGCUUUUUACUUAUUACAAUAUAUUCUUAUAAGCAUCGCCGCGAUAUGCUGUGUCGCAUGUCAAGGAUCUGCCGACCCAUGCGAUGAUGCAGAAAACGUCAUACAGCUUCCGGGUGCGCGGAAGUGCCUGUCCUAUCGCAAUGACGCCAAACACUGGGUGGAGGCUGCGAGUAUAUGUGAGCGGGAGGGCGGCACCUUGUACCGGAUAGACGAAGGCCAACUCGGGGCAGGGUCGGGGUUGAAGCAGUGCCUCCUCUCUACACCUGACACAGGAGGAAAGCUGGACUUCUGGAUCGGCGCUACCAGUGUGUGGAGCCCCCAGUGGACGUGGGUCAAUGGAUCGUAUCUGAACCCGUUGUUGGCGUGCACACAAAACUACUCGGCGUUGACGGUGCCGUCAUUUGACGUGUGCAGCAACCACCUCAGCGUGGACUACUGCGUCAGUAUAUGCAGACAGGAGGGAGCGCCCUUCUCAGUUAUAGAGCACAAGAAGGGGAGAAAACACCCAUGUUGCUGGUGUAGCUAUCAGUUCGAUGCCCGCGUCAUCGGCGACUGUCCCAACAGGAACUACACCCGGGGGCCUUCAGAAUGGCUGUCAGUAUUCUCAUCUUUCCCGAGGUUCGGUACAGCUAUUGUGUUAAAGAGUUCAGAAGCGUUGUCUCAGACGGAAACGUUGUGUGCCCGCGUCAACCUCGACACAACGACGAUCCGGGAGCUGUCUAGCCAGUCCUGCUUCACUCGGAACUACUACCUGUGUAACCUAGGAAACAAGACCGACUGUACACUGACACUGGGAGGUCAGUGUGUGUUUGUUGGUCAGACAUGGGUCACGUGGUUUGCUGCGCGUGCAGAUUGCCGCCGUCGAGGGGGUGACCUCUUGAUUGUGGGCGAGCUUGUGGACAUGUAUGAGAUCAUCCCUUACAUCAAGCUGAAGAAGAACUACUGGAUUGGGGCCUUCAACCACGUCUGGGACUUCCAGCCAGGUAGUGACGUGUUCCGGCGCGUCAACAACUACGUGGCCCAGGAGACGUCAUGCGGCCAUCUCUACAACGAAGGCAACACCUGGUUGUGGUCGGACACAAGCUGUGACUCAAGGAAGCCGUUUUAUUGCCAGUUCGAUAGCGUCAAGUACGCCAACGUUCCGGCAUCUGACAACGACUACAUCUGCCCUUGGGAUAUCAACCCCCCAACCCCCGUCAUCCCGACAGACCUGCCCCUCACCAGCAGUGUCGUCUACAGCAACGUCUCCACCACGCCGACGCAGCCAGGCGCAAUCGUCGGUGACGAUUCAAGCUCGUUCCCCCUGGCCGCAGUGAUCGCAGCUUGUGUUGCGGGGUUCCUCAUGCUGCUCUGUGUCCUGCUCUCGGCCUUCUUCGUCAGACGCAGACAAUGGCUCUCCAAAAAAUUCAGCCGAAAGUCCGACCGUGUGUUUGGUGGUCACCGUUUACCCAGACGUUUCUACCAUCGGUGGAGUAACGCCUACAACUACUACCCCGACCAACUCUCCGACGGCGGAUGGGAGUCCGUCUCUACACACCACACCGGGGUCUUGAGUGACAUGAGCGUCGUCUCUGCGCCCUCCCCGGGAGGCUAUGUGAGGGAAGGGUACGAAAACCGUGGCCUCACAAGGGCGUACACUCUUGCCUCUCCAGCCGACCUGGAUGCUCUUUAUGCUAAUAUUAACAAUAAAGGAGGAAUAAUCAGACGCUCUAACACCAAGGCAAGCGGUCACAGCUUCACGACAGUCGGACAUGCUUUAGGGAGUGGAAUAGCGGCUACUUCCGGUAUAGGCGGAAGUGGCACAGAUAUUCGUUUGCAGCAGGAUCUGGACAAGACGCUAACCUCUAUCCACCAUACAGGGUCGCCAACCUCCAAGGAGUAUAUGACAUUGGCAGCACAUAUGAACAUUUUGGAGGAUCUAGGAUCUACAAGAUCUGCUACCCGUACCCGACCAGAAGUUGCCUUGGUAACUAAUGAUGUUGACCUCAAUUUUACUGUUAACCGUGCUAUUACCAAGAACAGAACCGGCAGUGAGCAUUCGAGCGAACGCACCAUAGAAGAGAUUGAACUACCUGUCGGGACGACUGUUGAAAUACCAACAAAUUCGUCCGACUUUGUUCAUUUUUGAGUAUAUUGAGAAAAUGUAAUCAUCAUGGAAUAGGACGUUAAGGUGUAGGUGACAAGAAAUAUAACAAUUUAUCUGCGAAAACUUGGAACAAUUUCCUAUAUCAUUCAAUAAUUGGAAUUGUUUCUUUUAUCGCCGUACAGAUAUAUGAUAGUAGGUACAUGCGAGUACCAUACGGUAAAAGGAAAUAUAUCAUGCUCAAAGCAAAGCACAGCUUUGUGAUCUUGCACAACCCAAGUAUAUCCACAUCCACAUCCACACCAGCUUACACAUAACAUACUGUCGACAGUACGGAUCAUGAGUAAUCUGUUCGGUUGUAAUUUAGUAAUAUGGAAGCCCAACGAUAUUAUCGUUUCGUUCAGUAACUAAAACUACUAGUGAUGUGUGUUAAAUGUCGGAGACGAUACUCCUCUCCAGACUUAUCCUUAAAAUAUAUAUUGUUGAACAAUGUCGGUCAUUAAUAGUGUUUGAUGUGUAUGUCAAAUAUGAAUAAAAACAUUAUCUGCAAUAGUACAACAGGUCACCGACACGAAGGAAACGGCAAACUUUGUUCCUCUGACGAAAUAGUCCAGUAUGUCAUUUCUGGGAACAUAAUGGGUAGACACAUUGUACCCGUAUUGGGAGUAGAACUCGUGGCUCCAGCGUGACGAGCCAACUAUUCAACCACUAGGCUACCCCGGCGUCACCGCUAAUAUGACGUAAAGAACUUACUACAUGUAUUUAUUUGGUAAGCCAUGGGACACUGCUGUUAACGGAGACAUCUUCAGUGUCCAGCGAUGGUUGUAUUACUAUGUACAUGUAUAUAUUUGUAUGCAACUUGAUAAUGUCCACAGUAUGUCAAAACUAAACGGAAUCUUAUUCAUUACCAAUUUAAACUUUAAGCCCGUUUGCAGCUUGGAAACAUCAGUAUAUCUAUGAUUCACCGUUAUUCGUUUUUCAAACGUUAACAAAACUAUCCCUAGUAAAUUAGAAAAAUAAAUAUAAUACCUUAGUGUCUGAACAUGAAUAUGUUUUGAGGAGAAAUAAAACAAGAUGAAGGUUGAAAAUGUUUCGUAUUCGUACAAAAUCACAAUUUAUUAUUCAUAAUUUAUAAAAACAAGCUGUGAUUUUAUGUAGCCAGCUGUGCCUUCUUUGCCAUGUAGAAGUAGGAAUAAUACCAAAUGGGACAUUAAUAAAUUACUUUUUGUGUUAUUUUGUAAAGAUUUAACUCUAUUUAUACAUGCAGUACCUAAUCAGCAUACAUUUACCAAGAUUAAUAUAUCCGGGACAAUGUACACUGGUAUCCUGUAAAUAGGUGAGGUGAGGUGAGGUGAAAUGGGGUUUAACGUCGCGUCCAAGAUUAUUGCACUUAUAUAGCGACGUGCAUGUACGCGUGUGUGUGUUUGUGUGGCUGCUUGUACUAGUC